Messenger RNA from Tachysurus fulvidraco (yellow catfish), 3526 nucleotides. It is a transcript of the gene foxl3, whose product is annotated as forkhead box L3. Lineage: Eukaryota; Metazoa; Chordata; Actinopteri; Siluriformes; Bagridae. The record is from RefSeq and is a predicted model, not a curated record. Gene Ontology annotation, biological process: cell differentiation; anatomical structure morphogenesis; regulation of transcription by RNA polymerase II. Bases 24 to 812 code for a protein of 262 amino acids. Gene Ontology annotation, molecular function: DNA-binding transcription factor activity, RNA polymerase II-specific; RNA polymerase II cis-regulatory region sequence-specific DNA binding. The transcript is spliced from 3 exons.
CCACAUUAGGGCAUCACCGAAGUAUGCUCAGUUCACCAACUUCCCUUCUGCCCUCAACAGCCCUGAAUUAUACUGAAUUACCAUCGCAGGUGAUUUUUCAUCCUGCACUUCACACAAUGUUCGACAAUUCACAGUACCCUUACAACUGCUUUAAUUAUGAUGGAGAUUAUCCUUCCUGUGGCACUGAGGAGGAGAAGAAAGUGUGCAGACCUGCUUACAGUUACAUUGCGCUGAUAGCCAUGGCCAUACAGCAGAGUCCAGAGAACAAAGUCACGCUAUCGGGCAUCUAUGAGUUCAUCAUGAAAAGAUUCCCUUAUUACAGAUCCAACCAGAGAGCCUGGCAAAACUCCAUCCGCCAUAAUCUCUCCCUCAACAGCUGCUUUAUAAAGGUACCUCGCACUGAGGGCAAUGAGAAGGGGAAGGGAAAUUACUGGACUUUUGCCACAGGCUGUGAGUCCAUGCUGGACCUCUUUGAAAAUGGUAACUUUCGACGGCGGCGACGGCGACGACGUAACUUAAGCUUGGGCUUCAGGGAGCCGUCUGAACCUUUCAGCCCCAUGGACCCCCAACAGAAUGCCCCGGUGCAGUCCCUUCAUCCUGAUUCCUUUUGUCCAGAGAGUUCAAACCACAGAGUGGACCAGCACAACCCUCCACUCAGAAAACCAGAGCCAGAGAUCAAAUUCAGCAUCGACUACAUCCUGUCCACACCAGAUCCCUCACCAGGGUUUAGACCUCCACACAGCGGAUCUGCAGGAGCCAUGAUACAGCACCUGGAGCCUCAGCAGCUCAACCUGCACUUCUGGACCCUGUGAACUACACAUUCUAAAAAAACUCUGAAAAAAAUCAUGAAACCUCACAGAACUUUUUUAAGUUGUGGUGCAAAUUAGUUGGGACAAUAAUGUGAUGAUGAUGAUGGUGUCAAGUUCGUAUUUUCGAGAUCAAUCCUUAAUCACAAUGUAGGUACAGAGAAUAUGGCUUGGACUACUACUCAUGGUACAGUGGAUUUUUAUUUUAUUUUUUUGCCUUGUUCAUUAGGCAUGUUACUAGAAUUCUAUUAUCUCUCUAUACAAACAUUUCCGAUUAUCGGAAGUAAAGUUUGUUUGCAACGGAAGAAUAGACAUAAAGGAAGUUUUGCUGUAGUUCACUCACAUAUCUUUCGAGUGUUAAAGGUAAUGACAGCAUAUUCCUAUGCUUUAUUAUUGUGCUGACAGUGACAUAUAAUUGAUGUAUUAUUAUAUGAUCAAUUUGUUUCCUUAGCUUGUUUGAAAUCAUUUCCAGACCUAAGCUUAUCACAGUACAUUAUGUGGACUGUUGGGGUUUAUUUAAUGUGUUUAACCUGCCUUUGGAGUUUAAACGUUCAGUAUUGCACCCCCUCUUGGAGAAGAGCUGAGGUGCCGUAUAGUUUGCACAUUUCAGCGUUUAAAUUAUAUAUAAUUUCCCCUGACGCUCACUGCUCUGUCAGACAUUUAUAGAUGGACCAUAUCUCAUUUGCCGACAAAAAAAAAACUUUUUAAGCUGACCCUGUUAUUGUUUUACAGGAGGGUUGUGUUCCCUAAUCACACACACACUAAAGCUUUCUUCCUAUUAUAUUCUGUGCACAGAGGACAGAUUUCAACUUAAUAAUCGCUGUAAAAUGUAAUAUUGAGCUUUUGUCAUCAUUCAGUAGGUUAGAAGAAAGAAACCUUUUUUGUGCAAUACCACCACCAUAGAGUAUGUGUGUACUACAGUAAUUAUAUUGUAUUUCAUAUUGUAUAUAAUCUGUAUACCUGCUUUCUGGAAACAAAAAAACCAUCAGCAAACAUCAGAUCAGACACUUAAAACAAAUCGCUAAUCAGGUUGUAGAUUAAUGCUAAUCUGAAAACUACGCUAAUUGAAACAGAAGACACAAGAUGUCGAAUUUAUCAACCUUUUUUUGUCAAAUACAAAAAAGAUAUAUACAUACCAAAACAAAGAACAAGUACAAUAUACCUUAAAUGAAUAAAAUCUGCAUUAAGCAUAGCAUUGAGUUUGGCUUAAUGGCUUUCUUCAUUAAACAGCUGCUUACUGAAAACUGUAAAACAGCAUCAGUCCUAACAAAGAUUAUUACAACGGAAGUGUCAGAACAGUUCAUGUUAAAGAUUAAAAAUCUGUCAGUCUUUGUAUUUUAAAUUCUGUAUUUCCAUGACAUGGUAAUUAACAUGCUGCCAAACCAGUGCGGUCUAACCUUCUCCGAAUCCGAAUAAUCUCUCUGACUGACCUUUUCCUUUGUGCUGAAACAGAGUCUCUCUCAAUUUGAUCCGCCGCUCUAUUAGAAUACAUAUCAUUCAUAACAGUGCACGCUUAAAAUGGAAGCCUGUUAACAUUUAUUUUCCUUCUAAGGUGUAUCAAUCAUAGCAUUUGUGCUGGAGAGGGGACAUUUUUCAAUUUAACCUUUAUAUUAUAGUGUGACUACAUCAGUAAGGUUUCGAGACACUUACCAUGAGUGGCAUUUAAUAUAGUAUUACACUUGCAAGGUUAGCAGGAGAUGUGACCUUAUUCAAAUCCUGCUGCCACUACAACACCACUCCCAAUGCAAUUAUAAUUAAAUGCCUUAUGCCGGCUUGCAAAUCCCCUGAUCGAUCAUUGAUAUUAAUGUUAAUAUUGCACUGCCCCCAGCCCCUGUCUUGCAGUAGAACUGUUAUGGAUCAGCAGGUUUCUAUUAACAGAGCUGUUGAUGUUGUGGGCUGUGGUGUGGAUAUAUUUGGGUAAAUUAACUUAGCAUAAAGUGCUCCAAGGCCUGGGCUUUAAAAAAACCCCAAAAAAACAAAAACAAAAAAAAAGAACAAAGCCAUGAGCCACGAUAGACUCUUUCUUUAUGAUGUCAACUUAAGAUCAUGUGUAAAAAAUGCCAUGUCAUGUUUCACAAGAUUGAUUGAUAUUUCCUAAAAAUUUAAAUAUGGAUUGUUUUGCUUUUAUUCUAUGCAAAUAAAAUGUGUCUUUUCAUAAUAUUAUAGUAUUUUUUAUUUUUUUUGCAUAACAUCAUUUCAUGUGGUACCAAGUAUGACAUGGGUGAAAUUAGGAGCUUAGGGCAGAGUAAACAGAAUGGAGAGAGAGGCAAUUGGGAAAUCAGCGGUGUGCGACAGCUGCAGCAGCCACAUCACAAACAUAAAUAGCCAAUUUUCACAACUCUUUCCAACUUUUCUACACAAAUUAUAAUUGCUUUUUUGAUAUGACUCAAUAAUUCAUAUAAGAAAUAUGCUUUUUAAAAAAAUGUAUUAUUGCAUGUUUAUGUAUAAGAAAUAGCAAAACAAUUAUUACCUUCAUGAUUAAUAAUAAUUUCCUUGCGGUCUGUUUUCGCUGAAGAUUAAAGAUGAAGAUUAAUCUACAUGUCUAAAAGCUUUUGCUGCUUAAUGAGGAUUAGUUCAAUAUCUUGAGGCCAGAGGCACAUUAAUGGGAUUCUUACCAUCACAAAGAAACUCAAAAUUUUGUGCAUUUUUCUGUGGCAAUGUAAACAUUUAUUUAAACUUGAUUUAUACCUGGCACACAGCUGAUAGUUCAUAAAAUAAAA